Molecule: messenger RNA, 4363 nt
Organism: Pipistrellus kuhlii (Kuhl's pipistrelle)
Lineage: Eukaryota; Metazoa; Chordata; Mammalia; Chiroptera; Vespertilionidae
Gene: TMEM120B
Product: transmembrane protein 120B
Exons: 12
Coding region: 103-1122 (339 amino acids)
Biological process (GO): fat cell differentiation
Cellular component (GO): nuclear inner membrane
Source: RefSeq, a predicted model, not a curated record
CGCGUGGCUCCGGCUGCGCAGGAACAGCUGGUGCCUCUGAAGGCGGCCGGCGAGCGCGCGGCCGUGGGGUGCUGGGGGCCCGCCGCCCCGCGCCGCUGCACCAUGUCCGGCCAGCUGGAGCGCUGCGAGCGCGAGUGGCACGAGCUGGAGGGGGAAUUCCAGGAACUGCAGGAAACUCACAGGAUCUACCGGCAGAAGUUGGAGGAGCUGACCUCGCUGCAGACGCUAUGUAGCAGCUCCAUCAGCAAGCACAGGACGCGCCUGAAGGACCUGAAGCGCACGCUCCAGAGGUACAAGCGCCGGGCCAGUGUGGCGGAGGCGGAGCUGGUCCAGCAGUUAGAUGUCACCAUCAAGGAGCGGCAGAACAUCUUCUUUGACAUGGAGGCCUACCUGCCCAAGAAGAACGGGCUCUACUUGAAUCUGGUCCUCGGCAACGUAAGCGUGACCCUCCUCAGCAACCAGGCCAAAUUUGCCUACAAGGACGAGUAUGAGAAGUUCAAGCUCUACCUGACCAUCAUCCUGCUCCUGGGGGCUGUGGCCUGCCAGUUCGUCCUUCACUACAGGGUCACGGACGAAGUCUUUAACUUCCUGCUCGUGUGGUAUUACUGCACCCUGACGAUUCGGGAGAGCAUUCUCAUCAGCAACGGCUCGAGGAUUAAAGGCUGGUGGGUGUCGCACCACUAUGUGUCCACCUUCCUGUCCGGAGUGAUGCUGACCUGGCCUAACGGACUGAUCUACCAGAAGUUCCGCAGUCAGUUUUUAGCGUUUUCCAUAUUUCAGAGCUGCGUCCAGUUCCUGCAAUAUUACUACCAGAGGGGCUGCCUGUACCGGCUGCGGGCGCUGGGGGAGAGGAACCACUUGGACCUCACUGUGGAGGGGUUCCAGUCCUGGAUGUGGCGGGGCCUCUCCUUCCUCCUGCCGUUCCUGUUCUUUGGCCACUUCUGGCAGCUCUACAACGCAGUCACGCUCUUCAAGCUCUCCCGCCACGAGGAAUGCCGAGAAUGGCAGGUGUUUGUGCUGGCGAUCACGUUCCUGGUCCUCUUCCUGGGCAACUUCCUGACCACCCUCAAGGUGGUGCACACCAAGCUCCAGAAGAACAGGAGCAAGGUGAAGGCGCCGUGAGCCCGGGCCGGCCCCCGAGCCCGGACUUUGAGACCGCGGGGGCCUCACCGCGGAGGCCGCCUCAGCAGCGCCGGUGGCCACUGGCGCAGUGACCUCAGGGGCCAGGGGCCUCCCCGGGAGCAGGCCAAGGCCCAGGUCCCCGACUGGACACGGGGAAGGUGACCCCAGCCUGUCCGAGCAGUAUUAGCCGCCCCUCCCUAUUUAUGACGUAUUUAACACCGCGCCCUCCCGCCGCCCCAGAACCUUGGCCCCCGCUGCUCUCGGCCGGACUGGGUAAGUCUUCUGGGAGAGGCAGAGCCUCAGGGAGCCCCCCUGUCCCAGUCCUGGCACUUGAAGCCCUCACGGUGGGGUGUGGACAUGCCUCCUGAGGUCGGACGUGUGACCUGUUACGUAGAGUCUCAGGCGGGGGCGGAAGGCAGUCCCUGGGGGGACUCCCUCCCCAGGCACAAGCUUCUGCUGUUGGCUCCCACCUCCUCCCAGCCUCCGCUCCUCUGCAGGGCGGGCAUUUAAGUUCUCAGAGAACCGCUGUUGUGCCUUGUGCUCUUUGUGCUUCCUGAGUCCCCUGACUGCUGGCCGCGUGGGGAACACGGCCCGCCCACCUGAGUGAGGCCUGGGGUUCUUGGUCCCUGGAGCAGCUGGGCCCAAGGCAGGAAGGGUUUCUGAGUCACCACCAGAGGGCGCCCCAGCCUUGCACCAUUUGGGUGGUUUGAGGGCGUUCCUGGACACUUCCUGGCCCUCAGCCCUCAGCCCACCUUCCGGAAUUCUUGCCGUGGGAACUCAGAGUGAGACCAGGACUCUCAGCGCCGGCUGACACUUCAGCCGGCACUAAUGUCACCCGACCCUCCCUCUGCCUCCCUUAUUCAGAGGUUCUGGAAGCAGGGAGUGUGUGUGUGUAGGCGGGGGUGUCUGAGCAACCUCACCUUCCGGAGGUCACACAGUGGCGUCUGUGUUGGUGGGAGGGUGAAGAAGCCAGUGGGUUCGGUGGGAUUUUCUGCCCCUUCCCCCACACCUGAGCCUCCUCCGCCCUUAACGCCUUCCCUACAGGUCCUCUUCGACCAGAGCUCAUAGCUGGUGUCCACGGCCAUGCUGUGGCCCUCGGGGGGUUAAAAUUUUUUAAAUUAGUUACACUUUUAAAAAAUGGAAUCCACCCCCAGGAAGACUCCACAUAAAAAUCCUGAUCGUGACUUUCCCUAAGUAAAUGGAAAGACCUGGCAGCAUUCCCACAGAACAGCACGCACCUGGCUGGCCGCCUGCCCGGAGUGGUGCUUGCUUCCUAGUUUGCUGCAGACCCCACCACUCCCUCCUCUCCCCGCCCUCCUCCCCUCCCCCCGCUGCCCCGUCUGGCCCUGUAAGAACUUGGGUUUGCCCUAGACUCCCGUCAGCAGCCUUUCCCUGUGAAGGGCCCGACGGUCUCUGUCACAGUGAUGUGAGCCCGCAGCUGUGGGGCAGAAGCAGCCCUCGCAUCAAUGAAUGGGCAUGACUAUGUUCCAAUAAAACUUUAUUUACAAAAACACACAGCGGCCGGAUUGGGCUCACAGGCCGUCGUUUGCUGACCUCCGUUCUAGACCCUCCUUUGUCUGCAAGGCCCUGGACUCUGCUGGAACCAGAGGGCCUGGUGAGUCCCCGUGGCGGGGCCUCGGGGAAGCCAGGUGGGUGCGGUGGGCUGGCUUAGAGGUCUUUCCCCGGCAGGUGACUUCGGAGAAGCUCGGCUUGGUGGCCACAGCACUGGGACGGGACACGGGUCAGGUGGUGCCUGGGGAGCAGGGGCCACCUGAAGCCAUCACCCCACCUUCGGGAGCGCUGGCUCCAGACUGAGCUCAGAACCAAGCAGCUGUCAGUCUCUGGCAUUGGAAUCCCCUGGGGCACUUUAAAAAAAAAUUCCUGGGUCUUCCAGAAGGAAGUUCCGUGAAUCUGCGGCUGGAGGGUCGGUCAGUCAAGUCCGAUCUUGAAGGAGGCCAUCCCGGCAGCCGUGGUGGCUGUGAGGGGCAGGGGGCGCUAGAGGACUCCCCUUGGGCUGGGCUGUCCUGCAGACAGGGGCCCGGCCUCAGGACUGGCCUGCCCCAGAGCAGGAGCUGCUGGCACUUCACCUGGCACUUCUGGCAGUGGGGGCUGUGGGUGAGGAGACCCCGAGCAGGGGUCGGACGGGUGGUCCACGGUGUUUGCUCUGCUUUCUGAGUCUUCUCCCCUGGUCAUGUGCUCCCAGAUCUGGGAAGAUGUUGGCCAGGCCAGAGGCUGCUGCUGAAGCCCUCAGCGUGGGGGGGUGGGGGGAUGCAAUUCCCGUGUCCGUGUCCGGGGCUGCGUUCUCCUGAUAGGCCUGGGCCCGGCCGGGCCCGGCGCUCCGGGCAGGAAGCAGGCGGGAGGAUGCGGCCCUGCCUAUCUCCCCAGCCCAGGGCCGCGAGGCACGCCAGACCCGCAGCCGCCCCCGGACCAGUGCAGCUGGCUGUUUGGAGCUCAGGCUUUGAGGCCCUACUGGGUGUGUGAAGGGGGACACGUGUGGCCGGGGGGAGAGUGCAGAGGGCACGCCUGCGUCCUGGGACCAAUGCCCGUUCCGGGCGCCGAGGGACGGAGUCCAGCACGCUCGCCCCCACCACGCACGCCCCAGCUCCGAGCUCCCAGUCACAGUCCCAGCUGGGAAAGGAGAAAGUUCCGGGCCAUCCACAGGGUCUUGCCACAGGCUCCAGACACAACUCCAAGUGCCCUCGGUGAGCCGGGGCCGGCAGGACCCGGGAGCAGGCGGGGCCGGGCUGUCAGUGCUGUCCUGAGGGCCGAGGGCCCCGGGGAGGGGCUCAGAGCAGCAGGCAGCGCCGGGGCCGUUUCUGCCGCUGCGCCUUCUUCAGGGCGCUGAGGGCCACCUUGGCCGCCUCUCGGAAGACGUCCUCCACGUUCUCCCGGAACUUGGCGGAACAUUCCAGGUAGAGGGCGGCCUGCAUCUGCUGGCAGGUGCUCAGGCCCUGGGGGAGGGGAACGGCAUUAGAUGCUGGGCCUGGGCGCGGGGCGCCUCCUGACACCCCCUGGUGGGCUUGGGGCUGGCUGUAGGGGCUGCGGGGCCUUGGGGUGGGGCCCCUCUUGCUCCUCCCGCCCUCCCACCUCGGGCAGACGCUGGGGUGAAUCCUGAGGACGGCUUGUCUGCUGUGUCUGCGGGGCCUGUGAGGAGAGUGGCUCCCUCCCCAGACCCCUCUCCCUCUGGAAAGCACCAUUCAGGCAGCGGAGCUUGUCCUCAGAAUAAAAAAUGUCAAUUUCU